AUGAAGGAUAUUUUUUGUUCACUGGGGAUGCUGUUGCGAUUACGACCAAGUCGGGGUUUUAUUUUACUAAAACGCUGGGUUUCCGUCAAACUUGAGAAGUCUCCGGAACCAAAGUUCAGUCAGUCUGCUGCAUUCCAGGGACGAAAGCGUGGUGCUGGUGUUGCACAACCAGCUUUUAAGUUCGACUACUACAGUAGCGACGAAUUUGGUACGAAAAAACUGAUCUCAAUUCUCGGAAGUCUUGUUGUUUUCGUCCUGUACUUCGGAUACUUGAGAGAGCCAUCCGAUUUGGAUGAGAUAUGGAACACACCGCCGCAUAUCCUCACAGCUAACUUGGAGCGAAAAAUGCUCCGUGACCAAAUCAGGGAGGCUGAAGCAAAAAAUCAGGAUACUACAUUAUUGAAAGCACAACUAGAAUAUGUAGACGUCAAAGAAGCAGCCCUCCGGAUACAGUUCCAAGCAAAAGAGAACAAGAAAGCGUCACUUUGA
Molecule: messenger RNA, 489 nt
Organism: Necator americanus (New World hookworm)
Lineage: Eukaryota; Metazoa; Nematoda; Chromadorea; Rhabditida; Ancylostomatidae
Exons: 5
Coding region: 1-489 (162 amino acids)
Source: RefSeq, a predicted model, not a curated record